Molecule: messenger RNA, 1212 nt
Organism: Colletotrichum costaricense
Lineage: Eukaryota; Fungi; Ascomycota; Sordariomycetes; Glomerellales; Glomerellaceae
Exons: 1
Coding region: 1-1212 (403 amino acids)
Source: RefSeq, a predicted model, not a curated record
AUGGCAACUCUCCAUAAGCACUUUUUCCCCGACAAUGAGUCUUUCGCCUAUGAAGCUCUUCGAGCCGCCAGCUACACACACUGUGGUGGGGCAGAGCUAGCCGAAGUCAUCUCAGUGUGCUCUCGCAUUCCCCCCGGCGACGAAAAAAUCUGGCUCAGAGAAUGGCAAUUGGCUGGAGACCGCGCCGUCCAAGCCGCGAAAGCGAGCUUGGCGAAGAACAAUCGACGUGGUGCGCAGCAUGCCUUUUUACGCGCUUCGAAUUAUUACCGCACGGCCGAAUUUUACCGGCGAGACAACGUUUUCGAAGACGACCUUUCCAAGAAGCUCAUCGGUUUAAGUACCGAGACAUUUUAUUCUGCAGCCGAUCUCAUGCCAUACAAGACCAAAAGGAUCCAAAUCCUCUUUGAAGGGACUACUCUUCCGGGAACGAUGAUGCAGCCUGACAAAAGCGACAAACCGAGGCCCACGAUCAUUUUUAAUGGUGGCUUUGACUCCACCAAGGAAGAGAUAUUCUACAUGAAUGGCCAGGCGGCACUUGAAGAAGGCUUCAACGUUAUUCUCUUCGAUGGUCCGGGACAAGGCGAAGCUCUGAGAAAGCAGCGCCUCGUUUUCAGAAACGACUGGGAGACUGUAAUCACUGCGGUUGUCGACUAUGCUCUUGGUCAGCCCACAGUCAUCGCAAACAAGGUGUUCCUUAUGGGCAUCAGUAUGGGUGGCUACCUUGUCGGAAGAGCUCUAUGUUUCGAGCAUCGAUGCGCGGCCGCUAUCGUCAACGACGGGGUUUACGACUUUGGCGCUGCAUUUCAUUCCCAGAACCCUGGCCUUGGCAGAUUCCUGCUACGCAAUGGCUGGGACGCUACGAUGAAUGCUCUAAUGUUCCAGAUGAUGCGCUGGGAUACGGGCUUCAAAUGGGCGAUUUUGAAUGGAAUGUGGGCUUUCGGCGCUAAGUGUCCAGUAGAGGUGCUGCGCUGUGUGAGUGAGUAUAGUCUGGAGGGGCUCGUGGACAACAUCCAUACUCCAUUACUAGUUCUGGAUGCGAUUGAAGAUCAUUUCUUGAAAGGACAGCCAAAAGCCUUGUUUGGCAAGUUGCGCGGCGAGAAAGAAUUUGAGCAGUUUACGGCGGAAGAGGGGGCAACCUCGCACUGCCAUAUGGGGUCCCUCACUAGGCUCAACCAGGCGAUCUUUGACUAUCUACUUCCGCGGGUGCAAUAA